Messenger RNA from Pollicipes pollicipes, 1471 nucleotides. Its product is annotated as synaptotagmin-16. Lineage: Eukaryota; Metazoa; Arthropoda; Thecostraca; Pollicipedomorpha; Pollicipedidae. Gene Ontology annotation, cellular component: exocytic vesicle; synapse; plasma membrane. Gene Ontology annotation, molecular function: clathrin binding; calcium-dependent phospholipid binding; SNARE binding. Bases 30 to 884 code for a protein of 284 amino acids. The record is from RefSeq and is a predicted model, not a curated record. Gene Ontology annotation, biological process: calcium ion-regulated exocytosis of neurotransmitter; vesicle fusion. The transcript has 4 exons.
UGACUAGAGUCGAGCGCGCGCGGGCCCGCAUGGAGUUCCACGUGGUCUACACGCCGGUGAACGGGGCGCUGACGGUGUGCCUGAACCGGCUGGUGAACCUGCCGCUCCGCUACCGCGGCCGCCCGUUCCUGGUGCGGCUGACGGCGCUGGGGCAGCAGGCUGAGUCGCGCCCCGUGCUGGACCAGGCGGCCGCCGCGCAGCCGCAGCUGCUCACCUUCCCGGGCGUGGCCCAGCAGUGGCUGGAGCAGGGCCAGCUCAGCUGCCACCUCUACGUCAAGCGGUACAGCAGCCUCACCGAGAAGCUGGUGGGCGAGGGCAGCGUGCGGCUGUGCGAGCUCAACCUGGCCUCGGGCACGCCGGCCGCCUGCAGCGUCGUCUUCGGCCGGCCCGGCCAGCGGCGCACGAUACCGCUCCAGCCAACGCAGACGUCUGCGGCCGACGAGGCGGGUGUGUCGGCGCCGACGCUCGGGCAGCUGCUGCUCAGUCUGCGCUACGACCAGGCCACCGGCAGGAUGAACGUGUUCCUGAGGCGCGGCGACAAUCUGCCCGACUCCCGCGGUCUGGUGAAUCCCGAGUUCUUCGUGAUCGUGAUGCUGCUGAAGGCGGGUGACGAGGUCAGCUGCCAGGAGUCGCGCCGAGUGUCGGGCCGCGCGCCUGUCUGGAACCAGUCCUUCCACUUCGACAUCCCCCAGUCUGAGCUGGAGAUUCACUGGAUCCAGUGUAUCGUGAUGGUGUGUCGGAUCUACGCCCGCGAGCGGCGAGUCGGCUUCUGUCAGCUGGGACCCGACACGAGCGUCACUGGAGCCCAGCACUGGGAGCAAAGCCUGAAGUCGCGGCGCGACGAUACGCCGCGCUGGCACGCGCUGCUCCCAGCACCCGAGUAGUGACAUCUAGCGCCAACGUUUGGAGCUAUUAGUGAUGGAAUCCUCCACCAGUCUCUUCAUGGUUGGACAUUGUACAGCUCUUUUGUGUGUCUUAUGGAGGAAAGGACGGUGGGUACGACUGUGUCUCGGACGGUGGUACUCUAACUUUUUCGAAAAGUUCGUGAUUGCAAACAUUUUUUUGCCGCAAUUCAGCUAAGUGAUGUGGCGCAAGACUGUGGAAACCGCCGCUUGACAAGUGAUCAGUGGCGAUUGAUGUGUACAUAUUGCUGCACUGUCUGUAUCAGGGCAUGACCUGUAAAACGUGGAUGGAAUAUCCCAAAUAGUUCGCGAAACCCGCAUCACCUCCCUUAGUGUUUUUUUAUUGUAAGUCGUGGCCUACAGCCUAUAUAAAGGCGUUAUGUAUCCGGAUUUGAUUUAAAAUCGUGAUGUUCCCCAGUCCAUUUCUGUUUUAUGUUGUAUAAUGUGGUGUCUGAGCUGCGCACAAGAGCUUUUGGAUUAUUGGCCAGCAGACGAAUGCCUAUUGCGAUAUUCCUAGAGUGUAGGGUUUCCAGAUGCCCUUAUUUAAAAACAAUAUAUAAUCAUCCUUC